AUGCCGCUUCCCGCUGGUGUCUAUCGUGCCGACCACGUCGGCAGUUUCUUGCGCCCGAAGCCGAUCCUGGCUGCCCGGGAGACCCUGGAGACGGCCAACCCAAUCUCCAAAGCUGACCUGCGCAAGCUGGAGGAUGAGCACAUUGCUGAGGUCGUGAAGAAGCAGGUCGCUGCUGGCCUUCAUUCCGUCACCGACGGCGAGUUCCGUCGUCGGUGGUUCCACAUUGACUUCCUCCAGCAUCUGGCGGGCGUUGAGCACCGGGGCAGCGUGCAGUCGACGAAUGUGACGACCCACGGAGUUACUCCGCCGAAGCUGGUCAUCACGGGCAAGGUCGGCCACCCGGCCCCAAUCCAGGUCGACGACUACAAAUUCGUCGAAUCUGUCCGCCAGCAGCUCCCGGCCGAUGUAGCCGCCAAGAUCACGACCAAGGUAUGCAUCCCGUCUCCGACGAUGGUGCACUUCCGCGGCGGACGGGAGGCCAUCUCCACCGAGGCAUACCCCACGCUGGACUCCUUCUUCGACGACCUCGUGGCUGCCUACCAGGCCGAGCUGGACGACCUGUAUGCCGCCGGCUGCAGGUUCGUGCAGUUUGACGACACCAAUCUGGCCUACCUCUGCGAUGAGGGCAUGCGGGCGGAGGCCGCCAAGCGUCACGGCGAAGACCCCCAGAAACUCACCAAACAAUACGCCGCGCUGAUCAACAGGGCCAUCAGCAAGCGGCCGAAGGACCUCGUCAUCGGCAUCCACCUGUGCCGUGGCAACUUCCGGUCUCAGUGGUUUGCCCAGGGCGGCUACGAGCCUGUCGCCGAGACGCUCUUCCGUGAGCUCGAUGUUGAUGUUUAUUUCCUCGAGUACGACGAUGCCCGGUCUGGCGGGUUCGAGCCGCUGCGCUUCCUGCCGGAGAACAAGAUUGUGGUGCUCGGCGUAAUGAGUAGCAAGAAGGCUGAGCUUGAUAAUAAGGAAGAGAUCAUCAAGCGGCUGAAAGAAGCCGCUUCGUUCUGCCCUCGCGGGCUUGAUCAGCUCUGCCUGUCUCAUCAGUGUGGCUUCAGCUCGACUAUGGAGGGUAAUGACCUUACUGAGGAGCAGCAAUGGGCGAAAAUUAGAUUGGAGGUUGAAAUCGCCAAGGAGGUUUGGGGAGAGGAUUUGACGGUUUGA
Molecule: messenger RNA, 1155 nt
Organism: Thermochaetoides thermophila DSM 1495
Lineage: Eukaryota; Fungi; Ascomycota; Sordariomycetes; Sordariales; Chaetomiaceae
Exons: 1
Coding region: 1-1155 (384 amino acids)
Molecular function (GO): zinc ion binding; 5-methyltetrahydropteroyltriglutamate-homocysteine S-methyltransferase activity
Source: RefSeq, a predicted model, not a curated record